AUGGGUUCCACAAUAAAGGAACGGAUAAGCCAUAUAAGAGCUAUACUUUCCGAUUUGAAGAAUGGCAUGCAAUCGAGGGAACAAUCCGGAGAUUGGAGCAGCAAUGAGGUUCUCAAGAUGAGGACCUGCCUGGGGAAAAUAAUACUCCUGACCAGGGAAAUGAAAGCCAAGUUUGUGGACAGUGAAAAGUUCAGCGAACAAGACAGAGAAGCAAACGCGGAUAUAUUGCUGAAAUGUAACCGGCAAUUAAAGCGUUUGCGAUACAGUUUGGCGAACUCGGAUGAACUUGGAGGGGGAAUUAGAGCAAUGGAUGUACUCCUCUUUCUGCUGAAAGUUGAUACCGUCAUGUUUGAACUGGAAACUUUUAUUCGGGAUGCUACAAAGAAGCAACUCAGUUCCAGCCAAAUGAAUACUAGUACCCCCGUUAAUCUUAAUCCCCUGGAUGAAUUAAAGGAUUUACGGCAAACGUUGAGGGAUGCGGAAGUAAGACGGGAAUUGGAACUUAUAACUCACAAGCUAAUGAUAUCGAAGGAGCAGUGUUUCGUUCGCCAUGCACAUAAAAAACAGAAGGCAGCGGAACUGAAACUUUUCGAAGACCGAAAUCGUUUAAGGGAACUUGAGGAGAGUUUAUCAGAAUCUCAGUUAACGAUAAUUGCCAUUACCGGUCAGAAUGAAGAACUGAAUGAAUCCAUUAAACAACUCCGUAAAGAGAAAGAUCUACAUGAGAUUGAAAGGCUCAGUUUUCAAGCUAAGCAGAGAAAAUGUGAAAUUUCCCACCAAGGGAAAGGUGACGUUAAGAGAUUCCUGCGUUUAAAUCAGCUUGAGAAGGAAACUCUUAGAGAUCUAAAGGAAUGUCUUAAUCACAAAAAGGAAUCUUUAAAGGAAAACAAAUCAGCAAUAUCCCAGAUCAAAAAGGAAAUAGACUUGCUUUGUUUCAAGAGAAAUAAACUGCGACUUGGAGUAAAUAGAAUUAGCAAGACUUCUUUAAAGACAAGAGCAAGCCCUUUGAUAAAGUUUAGAGAGAACAGGAAGGAUACCAUACAUGUCAUAAACAAAGUCCUGCGAUCUUUUAACCACUACGAUCAACUUAAAUUUUCAGAUUCCAACUUCAAGUGGAACGUUACCAUGAAAUCCUUAAAAAGUAACCUUAUUAUGGUGCGAAAAAGUUUGAAUAAUGCCUGUAUAAAGGACCUGCCAAAACCAAAAAAGAAAAGGUUGAGUAAUAGUACAGAAAGUGGUUUAAAAAAAGGAGAAAGCCGCAGUUUCUUAAAGCAGCCGGUGAUUUACCCGAGUUUAUCUGAUAAUUUGUGGGAAAAGAUAUACAAGCCGCUCUGUCAGUCGCCAAUUUCCGCAUCCGAAUCGUGUUUGCCUGAUAUUUCGUCCAUUGAUCUGAGCAAAUAUGCGUCUUCCAUACCAAGAACGUCUAUCCUUUUCAAACCCACUCCUGUAUCGAAGUUCUUUGGGAAGACCUAUGGCGAUCGGAGAGUUAGUCUGCUCCGUUGGUGCAAAGCGAAAGUAAAACCCUACGGCCUUCCAAUGUAUGAAUUUAGUUAUUCGUGGACCAGCGGUCGAGCUCUAUGUGCCAUUAUCCAUUCCUAUCGCCCCGAUUUGAUCGACAAGAGCUACAUUUUCAAUAAGAAGCCCUUGGAGACUUUGACUUAUGGAGUGACUGCUGCCAAAUCCCUGGGAGUUACCUGUUCCGUGGACUUUGUGGCCGAGUGCCAGCAAAGGCAUCCGAACUUCGUGAACGUCCUCAAGUUCAUGAUUGACCUUCAAGACUGCCUGCAAGCAUCGGAAUAACUCAAUAGUUGCUGCUCUUUUCUAGAUUUGUUAAAUGUGUAUUUUUAUAAAAAUAUAUUUUUCUGUAAGAAUGGUAUAGUCUUGAACACCAAAUUUUAUGUUAAAAAA
Drosophila ficusphila is the source of this 1908-nucleotide messenger RNA. RefSeq names its product cytospin-A (gene Actn3). The record is from RefSeq and is a predicted model, not a curated record. Bases 1 to 1800 code for a protein of 599 amino acids. NCBI's taxonomy places the organism in Eukaryota, Metazoa, Arthropoda, Insecta, Diptera, Drosophilidae. The transcript is spliced from 2 exons. Gene Ontology annotation, molecular function: protein binding.